Molecule: messenger RNA, 402 nt
Organism: Lottia gigantea (owl limpet)
Lineage: Eukaryota; Metazoa; Mollusca; Gastropoda; Lottiidae
Exons: 3
Coding region: 1-402 (133 amino acids)
Biological process (GO): ubiquitin-dependent protein catabolic process
Molecular function (GO): ubiquitin protein ligase activity
Source: RefSeq, a predicted model, not a curated record
AUGUUUUGUAUUUUUUUGUCAUUUCAGCUCCAUCCACUGGGUUUGUGCAACACAAAUGAUUAUGAUGAACUGUAUCAGUUUGGUUGGGUUGGUGUGGUUAAACUUGAGAAACCAGAAUUGGAACCAGAACCCUGUCUUUCAAUUUUUGAUAAGGCAGGGAGAGCAUUACAAAGGGGUGCAACUGCUGUAAUAUUUGAUAUCUCAGAUAAUCUGGAGGUUGCUCAAACAUUACAGAAGUCCAGUUUAACUCACAGUCGUCCAGUGAUAUUAGUACGAGGUCUUGACGCUAAUCGCUUGAUGAAAAUUGUUAACACACAGGAUGAAGCUCGUAUUCGGAUUAUUUAUAAUUCUCAGGAUGCCACUCAGGAUAAUGUUGAGGUUGGUGGAAAGUCUUUCUGUUAA